AUGCCUCAUUGUCUUAUCCUUGGUAUUUUNGUAUCAUCAGUUAAUUUAACACGAGAUGAAAUAUUUAGUGUGGCUCUUCAUAUUUUACAUGAUGUUGUAUUACAAAUUUUAACUAAUACUCGACAAUUACGCGGUCAAAUGGAUAUGAUAUUAGUUUCUCUUACAUCCGAUUAUCGCUUUUUAUUUAUGUAUAUUAUGGAAAAUGAUAAUCAAUCGAAACAAUGA
This is a messenger RNA of Rotaria sp. Silwood2, 225 nucleotides long. Lineage: Eukaryota; Metazoa; Rotifera; Eurotatoria; Philodinida; Philodinidae. The record is from the annotation of a GenBank genome assembly.